Molecule: messenger RNA, 1144 nt
Organism: Drosophila obscura
Lineage: Eukaryota; Metazoa; Arthropoda; Insecta; Diptera; Drosophilidae
Gene: Gr39b
Product: putative gustatory receptor 39b
Exons: 3
Coding region: 20-1135 (371 amino acids)
Biological process (GO): sensory perception of taste
Cellular component (GO): neuronal cell body; dendrite; membrane
Source: RefSeq, a predicted model, not a curated record
AAGGAUCAUCCUCAUCAUCAUGCUGUACCGCCUGCAGUCCUGCCUCAAGUAUUUUGCCUUUUUGGGUCUGGUACCCUGGACAGAGAGCUGCCGACCGUGUCAGUAUUUUCAAAAGAUUUAUUCGCUAUUUUUAAUAUGCACAAAUCUCGCGAUAUUCUUUGUGGAAAUUGAAGUACCACAAAAAGAUUCACUGCUGCUGUCGCUGCUCGUUAGCAUGAUUGUGUUUAUUGCAAAGAUUACGUGCAUGACGGUCAUACUGCUGCAGCUGAUGUGCCAGUACCCCGGAUAUUAUGGAUACUGUGAGGAGUUUAAGCGCCUAAGGGAGCGCCUGGAAGUGCAGCUAAAGAUGGGCGCGUUGGCAUAUCCCCGCAGGCGUUACAUUAAAAUUGUAGUACUGGGCAUGGCCAGCCUGGGGACAAUGGCUAUUGUGAUUUAUACAUCCUUUAAUGCACGCUUGAUCUACGUUUGGUCCUCGUUGGUGGCCACCCUCAUCAUUCGAUGGCAGUGUGUGCUGCUGCUGCUCUAUGUGGACUUAAUGGGCUUCCAUGUGGAGCUGCUGGGCAAACGCAUACGGGAUGUGCUGCACUGUCAUUCGAUGGGUGGAAAUUGCUUGCCGGAUGGCAACUGCAAGCAGCUGUGCUCCCUGGAAUUCCUACUCGAGCUGAAGCAAAGCCACAUGCAGCUCUUUGAGCUUUUCGGUCAUUUCAAUGAUCUCUUUGGCUGGUCAAUUUUGAGUAUAUUUGUGGUAAUGUUCAUGGAUGGCACGGUGAAUGUGUACUGGACCCAACAGGUCCUGGCAGGUGCAUAUGAGUAUGUGUAUCUUUUUGCCUCACUAUCGUAUGCUCUGCCAUCAUUGGCUUUAAUUUUGGCUUUCUGCAGAUGUGGCGAGUACUGCAAAUGGCAGCACAUGCUCAUUGGCAGCCAUGUUCGUGCCUUGGCAUACACUCCUGCCCCACAGCCAUCGAAGGAGCCCGCGUACACUGAACUGCUGACAGAAUUUACCAUGCAAGUGGAGCACAAUGCAUUGGCCAUUAACGCCGAGGGUUUUAUGCUCAUUGAUAAUUCACUGCUCAUGUCGAUGUUUGCUGCCAUGGUAACAUAUUUGAUUGUUUUAAUGCAAUUCAGUGCAUCGUAGCAAAUUGAU